AUGGCCCUUAAAAUAUCACAACAAAGGGAAGAUUCCAAAUUUUUAGCAAAGCCACGUGAGGGAUUGAAAGAGCCUCCAAAUCCUGAAGAAUGGAAACAGGAAUAUCGCAUCUCCUUGAUGGAUAACGAACUGCACAGUUUACCAGAAGCUCUAGACUGUUGUGAUCUUGUAACAUUGUUACUUCAAAGGAAUAAGAACUUGGUUGCCAUUCCUGAGUUCUUCUUUACAUCAAUGUGCCAUCUUCGAGUUCUGGAUUUGCAUGGCACGGGCAUCACAUCAUUACCUUCAUCUUUAUGCAACUUGAUUGGUCUUAGAGUACUUUAUCUGAAUUCUUGCAUCCAUUUGGUAGGAUUCCCAACUGACAUAGAAGCGCUUAAGCAGCUUGAGGUGCUUGAUAUCCGAGGGACUAAGCUUAGUUUAUAUCAAAUUAGAACUUUAACCUGGUUGAAGUUAUUACGAAUGUCUUUGUCUAAUUUUGGCAGGGGAAGCCAAACUCAGAACCAAUCAGGAAAUGUUUCAAGCUUUGUUUCCUUGGAAGAGUUCAGUAUUGACAUUGAUUCGUCCUUGCGAUGGUGGGCCGGGAAUGGAAAUAUUAUCGCAGAGGAGGUGGCUACCUUGAAAAAGUUGACUUCUCUUCAAUUUUGCUUCACUACAGUGCAUUGCCUUGAGUUCUUUGUCAGCUCCAGCCCAGCAUGGAAAGAUUUCUUUGUCAGGACCAGCCCAGCUUGGGAAGAUCUCUCUUUCACAUUCCAAUUUUCUCUUGGUUACCAAAACUUAACCUGCUUUCAAAUUCUAGAGUCUUUUGAAUAUCCAGGCUACAAUUGUCUGAAAUUCAUCAAUGGCGAAGGCAUUAAUCUUAUAAUCUCCAAGGUACUUGCAAAAACUCAUGCAUUUGAACUAAUUAACCACAAGGGAGUUUCAAGGCUAUCAGAUUUUGGUAUCGAGAACAUGAAUGAUCUCUUUAUUUGUUCAAUUGAAGGAUGCAAUGAAAUUGAAACCAUCAUCAAUGGUACUGGAAUAACAAAAAGUGUGUUUGAAUAUUUGCACCAUUUGCACAUAAAGAAUGUCUUAAAAUUGGAAAGCAUUUGGCAGGGCCCUGUUCAUGCUGAAAGUUUGACUCUUUUAAGGACUCUAGUCUUACGUAGAUGUCCACAGUUGAAGAAGAUAUUCUCUAAUGGCAUGAUUCAGCAGCUUUCUAAGCUGGAGGACUUGAGAGUUGAAGAAUGUGAUCAAAUUGAAGAGAUAAUAAUGAAAUCGGAGAACAAUGGAUUAGAAUCCAACCAACUUCCAAGACUGAAGACCCUAACACUCCUUAAUCUCCCAAGACUGAGAAGCAUUUGGGUUGAUGAUUCAUUGGAGUGGCGAUCUUUACAGAGAAUUGAAAUAUCUAUGUGUCACAUGUUGAAGAGAUUGCCUUUCAACAAUGCCAAUGCAACCAAAUUGAGAUGCAUAGAAGGGCAGCAAGCAUGGUGGGAAGCACUACAAUGGAUGGAUGACGGUGCCAUUAAACAGAGAUUAGAGUCUCUUUGCAUCCUCAACUAG
Molecule: messenger RNA, 1542 nt
Organism: Vitis riparia (riverbank grape)
Lineage: Eukaryota; Viridiplantae; Streptophyta; Magnoliopsida; Vitales; Vitaceae
Product: disease resistance protein At4g27190-like
Exons: 1
Coding region: 1-1542 (513 amino acids)
Molecular function (GO): protein binding
Source: RefSeq, a predicted model, not a curated record